AUGGAGGGAGUGAGGCCCCAGGGCACCAGCGCUGAUCCUGUAACCAAUCCUGUCAAGCGCCCUCGACUCCAACAAGACCACCAUGCUCAACACGACCUAGAGGGCCCUAUGGAGACUUCCAGCUACAGGCUCACUUCCCUGCUGUUCCUGCCACCUGGCUCUCCCUUACAGCUGAACCUGGAUGACUGCGACCUGCUCUUGGAACCUCAGCACACCUCGAUCCUGGAAGUGUCCCUCCCAGAACACACCAUCCUCUUGGUCCCCGGAAGCCUCCAAGAUUCCACUGGCCCCAGACAUCCUGAGUUCUUGCCCUCAGACCAGCCUGACUCUGAUCUCCUGGACAUGCCGCGGGAAGUCAUAGUCAUCCAGCCAGGAUCCUUCAGUGCUUCGGUAAGAGACUGCAAGGGCCUGCAAAAUGUCUCUCACUCAGGGAUGCCAUGGAUGAAGGCUCCAUCUGACCUGGUCCCAGAGCUUCAUCUCUCAUCUUCUUUAUUUCAGGUUCAAGUCCCAGAUGGCCGCAUUCCUUCCGUCUCUCCUAGAGCAGAGGAAUAUGCUCCCUGGGCUUACUGGAGCCCCCAAGGCAGCAUGCUGGAGUUUCUUCUGCACUCACCACUGGAGCCUCCCCAUCCAUCUUCUCCUUCAAGCCACCAACAACAGUGCCCGCUGAAUCCUGUGAGACCUACUCGCCCUCCAUGCAAGGCCAGGAAGCGCCUAGUCUUUGAGGAAAAAUAGACUGCUCCAGAAACACACGGCGCCUGGGACUCUUCCCGGGAAUCACAGAGCUCCUGUGCAUACCCAACAAGAUAAUGU
Apodemus sylvaticus (European woodmouse) is the source of this 810-nucleotide messenger RNA. RefSeq names its product proline-rich protein 23A3-like. The transcript has a single exon. The coding region runs from base 1 to 732 and encodes 243 amino acids. The record is from RefSeq and is a predicted model, not a curated record. Lineage: Eukaryota; Metazoa; Chordata; Mammalia; Rodentia; Muridae.